AUGCUGGUGACAGAGGAAGCACACAAGAAACCAUAUUCUCGAGGAGGCUGCCGAGAAUGCAAGAGGCGUAAAAUCCGAUGCCCCGAGCAGAAACCAAGCUGCCAGACAUGCGUGAGACUAGGCAAGACGUGUUCGUAUCCGUUGGCUGGUGAAAAAGUCUUGAGGAUAUCACGUAGGUUGAUCAGGGACGAGAUUGAAAAUUUGGGCAAAUCGACUCAUUUCCUACCUGUGCAGUACGACAUGCCGAAAAGAGCUGCUCGUUCCAAAGUUUCCAGUGAUCAUGAACAGGUGAUGCAAUUUACUGAAAAUAAGCAACAAGACCAGAUAAAUUCUUUAGGCGGUGGUGGUGUUGGCGCUGGCGACGUACAGAAACGAUCAGCUUUGAACAUUGAGAAUCUAAUUAACGACAACACCAAUAUGCCCAAGAAUGGGCCAAGUGGUGCUGGUGGUGAGCAAUUUGAUUUCCUAAGUGGCACAGACUUAAACAUCUUAACUACAGACUUGUCGAAUUUCGUGAAUGAGCUAAUGGAGUAUCUGAAUCUACGGCCGUUCCAAGAUGAUUUCCAAUUUGAUUUCUGGAACACCAAUACUGCCAACCCUCCGCUUAUGCCUCACCAAGAGCCUCUACUUCACAACGACGAAGAGUUUAUCGUCAAUUUGCCCCUCGAUUACAUCAAACUUAAACGCAAACACGAAGUCCUCUACUUGGAACAGUUUUACAACAAUUUCGCAAACAUAAUCGAACCAUUUGACGCUUACAACCCGGCUACGAAAUGCAUCUCAAACCCAGCCCGGGAUAUAAUCUUGAAAACAGCAAGCACCGAACCGUUCUUGCUAGCUGCCGUGCUCGCUGAGGGAGCCAAAACCAGCUACAUGAAGUAUUCGCAACCUGAAGACGAAAAAGCAUAUGGUGCCUACUUAUCCAAAUGCUUGAAACUACUCGAACCAGCAAAGAAGGAGCAAGUAAAUGACCUAAGUGCCAACAUCGAAGCUGUCUUGUUGACAUUGCUACUACUCACUGCUGCCACUGCUACAAGUACCCAGCAAUGGAGACCACAUCUCACGGGAUGUAAAGACUUACUCCUCAAGAUUUCCACCCAGACCAAUUCCCCCAGCACGCAUCCCGUGUCUCGAGUAUUUGUAUUUUGCAAAUACUGGUUCUUGUCAAUUGAAAUACUCGCGGGGCUAAGCACUAAUCUCGGGGGCACGUUGCAAACCGAUACCGAGAUAGACCAACUCAUGUCCGAUGGAAGCGACUACGAGAUCUCGGUGUUGAAAGAAAUGGGCAUCAUCACCGAGCAAGGCUUUAAUAUCUUGAUGGGGUAUCACAACACCGUCAUUUCGAGCUUCCGCGACUUGCUCAAAUUGCUCAACCAGCACCGCAAAAACCAAGACUCCAUCGACCCGUUCCAAAACAUGAAUAUCCUCGCGGAAUUCUAUAACCAGGCACGAAUGGUGUAUUUGGAUUCAGCAGGGAUAGUCCCCGAGUCAGAGCUUCAAUUGAAAUACACACCCGGGUUGCCCAUUGAAGAAAUCCGCGUGGGCGAGCAGAUAUAUUGGCUAAGCUGGCAAGAUAUCCUGCAUCAAGCGUUUGUGCUUAGUUCCAUAGUGAUGAUUUUGACCCGUUUUUUCCAACUAAGCGCAACGAACCCCAACGUCAGCUUGGUGGUGGAUAAAUUGGUUUCGUUUAUACACUACUUGCACGAGUUUUCCGACGUGCAACAACACGCCUCGCCUUUUUUGUUGUUGAUGAUCCAGUGGCCUUUACUCGUCAGCGGGCUAGAGAGCACAAAGAGGGAGCAGCAGCAGUUGCUUUUGAAGUAUUUCGCCAUGGUUGGCCAAAUCGGGGCGUCGACAGCCAAUAUCUCGGUGCAGAUGUUGCAAAAGAGGUGGGGGUAUGUUAAUGUGCCUGGCACGAGAACCCUGGAUGGUAACGGUGACGCUUUAAUUUACUAA
Lodderomyces beijingensis is the source of this 1956-nucleotide messenger RNA. The record is from the annotation of a GenBank genome assembly. NCBI's taxonomy places the organism in Eukaryota, Fungi, Ascomycota, Pichiomycetes, Serinales, Debaryomycetaceae.